GGUAGAUGGUCCGCUGAACCCCAAAUUUGAGGUUCGAUGUAGGGGUUUUUCUUUUUGCCCAACCAUGAAUCUAUCAAACCUCACCUCUACAUUCUUACAUGACGAAUGAUCCAACAACGCCACAAGAAGUGCCUUGACAGAUCCAACAGCAGAUAUGUCAAAAAAUAAUGUCUUGUCUACAGACGAAGCCAUUGAGAAUCUCAUUUCCACUUUCAACGAGCUCAACAGCAAUUGUAUCGAUGAACUCCACAACGAACCAAGCCCCCUAGAAUUCAUGCGAUAUGUUGCUCGCAACACACCAUUCGUGAUAAGGGGCGGGGCUUCGUCAUGGAAAGCCUGUCAGGAUUGGAAUUCUGCGUAUCUACUAUCUGUGAUGAAGGGGCAGAAUGUGAAUGUUGCUGUCACGCCAUAUGGCAAUGCUGAUAUGCCUACCGUGCCAUCCGGCGAAGGAUCACUGGUCUUUGCAAAGCCUCACUAUGAGGACCAGCCCUUUGAAGAGCUACUUAAGUAUGUAGCACGACAAGAUACAGAUCCUGACUUUCCUCCUGAUGCCGAAGUGCGCUAUGCCCAGACUCAAAAUGACAACCUUCGCGAAGAGUACAUCACCCUUUUCUCAGAUGUUCAAAAGGAUAUUCCUUUUGCAAGAAUAGCACUUGAUAAGAGCCCCGAUGCCGUAAACCUAUGGAUCGGUAACUCCAAAUCUGUUACAGCCAUGCACAAAGAUAACUACGAAAACAUCUACGUACAGAUCCUGGGAAGAAAGCACUUUGUCCUGCUGCCUUCUCUAUGCCACCCCUGUGUCAACGAGCAACCUCUCAGGCCCGCAACGUACAUGCGCGGAGAAAAUGGCAUGGAGCUAAAGAUGGAUCCUACUAAUGAUGAUGCUGUUCCUUUCGCAACUUGGGAUCCGGAUAAGCCUGAGCAAAAUGCUACAAAGUUUUCCCAUCUUGCCCGGCCUUUACGAGUAACAUUGAAUCCUGGAGAUAUGCUUUAUCUUCCUGCUAUGUGGUAUCACAAAGUGCUUCAAUCGUGCGCCGAGGAAGACGAAGGAUUCGUCCUCGCCGUCAAUUACUGGUACGACUUGGACUUUACAGGUCCACUUUAUCCUACAUCGACUUUUGUUCGUGAUAUAAGCCUGGGAAAUAGAAAGUAGUCUAGAAACCCGCCCCACACAGCAUAAAACCAAAACACCAGAUCUAUAUCCACGCCUCAACCCCUUGCCACCUAUGAUUAAUUCUUCUUCUUGGAAAUCCUCUUCUGCGCUCGCAAUUCCUUCUUCAUGCGCGGAUCAACGAUACGAUAUCUACCCUUAACUCCCUUAGGACGGCCCUUGAUGCCCCGGUUGAGACCGCGGGCAACAACGAGCUUGGCCUGUUGCUUCUUGGGUUUCUUUGCUGCUUUCGAGAUAAGGCGUGAGAUGCUAUCAGCCUUCUCCUUCUCUGUCAUGUUUUCGUCGUUGUUGAGUAACUCUGACUUCUUCUUGAGCUUCUCCAGCUUCUGCGCGGCCUUGAACUUCUUGCGAGCCUUGGCCUCGCGCACCUUCUUGAUGGGGCGAGCAUUGAAAGCACGCAUCUUCUCCUUGAUCGCCUGCGCAGCAGCUUUGCUGAUAGGUUUCUGAAGCUUGUCAUGUCGUGAUUCAUCUUCAACGAACCAAUCUGGUAGACCAUCGCGGUCACGGAAGGCGUACUUGUUAUAGCCGUCAUCAAUAGCAUCAUACGUGCUCUUUUGGCCAGUCGCUAGUUGAUGUGCGAGGGACAUGGCCUCAGCCGUGAUGAUAUCGAUAUCUGUGUAAAUGUCAGUACUGCGUGGUAUUGUGUGAGAAGUCUUGCACUUACCGGGUCUUCCAUCGGCUCUUCGGGUGUCCUUGUCCCAAUCAUCAUCUUCAUUUCGCUUGACAACCUCGAAACCAUCCUCGUUGUCUUCCAUCUCGGAAUCAGAGUCAAUGCCGGCCGCUUCUGUCUUUGUACGUUUGGUGAGAGCCUCAGCUUUGCGAUUCUUCGCUUGUUGAGCCACAAUGGCUGCUGCAUCUCGGUUGACUUCUUCGUCCGCACUGUCCUCAGCAGCAUCUUCCUGCUCAGGUAAGAUUCCGCUUAUGCCUGAGAAGACGUCUUGGUUGAAAAAAGCUGUUGCUCGCUUCGAUAAGCCGUUCGCUCCCUUUGAAGAAUCCAGAUCGCGGAUGAGUCCCUCUGUAGGAGCUUCGUCUUCUUCGUCAGAAGAGGAAUCGUCCUCCUCAAGCUCCGAAGAGUCAUCUUUCUCAUCCGCUUCCUCGCCAGACAGGCCAUCCCACUCAUCAUCACCAAAAUUCUUACGAGCCUUUUUCGCUCGGUACUUCGCGUCAACCUCAGCCUUGCGCUCCUUAUACUGGUCGUACAUGGACUCGAGCUCUCGUUCCAGGCGGUCCUCUUCGGGGUCACUCUCAUCGUCUGUCUCUCCUGAUGAACCAAAGCCACUGUCGGCCUCCUUCUGGGUCGUUUGGGUGGGAACAAUCAUCUUGCCACGAUUCAAUUUUCGCAUGGCGUCUGUUUUGUCGACUUUCUUGAGUGAAAACAUUGCCCCCUCGCCAAUUGGUCCGCUUUCUUCUAGACCGAUGUCGAAAGGCGUACUCAUGUUGAGUUGCAUGCGCACUACCUCGCGUUGUUUCCGCUCAUUUUCCCUUCGCUUCUCUCGUUUUCGUUUAGUGUUUUCUCGUUCCUUCAUGUUUUGGAGUUCUUCCUGGAUCUUGAGUUCUUCAUCCAUUGACUCAACUUCAGCCACCUCCUCGGAUUCCUCCACCGUUGCGGCCUGUGGGGUUUUGAGUUGGAAGAUGUCCCU
Messenger RNA from Fusarium odoratissimum NRRL 54006, 2811 nucleotides. RefSeq lists its product as uncharacterized. Gene Ontology annotation, molecular function: 2-oxoglutarate-dependent dioxygenase activity. Bases 155 to 1153 code for a protein of 332 amino acids. Lineage: Eukaryota; Fungi; Ascomycota; Sordariomycetes; Hypocreales; Nectriaceae. The record is from RefSeq and is a predicted model, not a curated record. The transcript is spliced from 5 exons.